This is a messenger RNA of Capsaspora owczarzaki ATCC 30864, 2294 nucleotides long. RefSeq names its product tryptophan synthase subunit beta. Gene Ontology annotation, cellular component: cytoplasm. Gene Ontology annotation, molecular function: tryptophan synthase activity. The record is from RefSeq and is a predicted model, not a curated record. NCBI's taxonomy places the organism in Eukaryota, Filasterea, Ministeriida, Capsasporidae. Bases 373 to 2166 code for a protein of 597 amino acids. Gene Ontology annotation, biological process: L-tryptophan biosynthetic process. The transcript is spliced from 7 exons.
UAGCGAACAUGUCUGCACAACUCCGCGAGGUGUUUGCGCACUGCAAAUCUCAAGGUCGACCGGCAUUCGUUGCCUUUGUCACUUGCGGAUUCCCGACCGUCCCCGAGUUCAACGACGUCGUGCUGGGUCUGCAGCGCGGUGGCGCAGACAUUAUUGAGAUUGGCGUGCCAUUCAGCGACCCGAUCGCAGAAGGACCCGUCAUCCAAGCGUCCAACAAGGUUGCCCUCGAGAACGGCGUCGGAUCGCUUGCCAAGUGCAUCGAGCUCGUCAAGGGCGUCCGUGCCGCCGGUGUCACCGUCCCGCUCGUGUUUAUGGGCUACUUUAAUCCAUUCUACGUCCAUGGAGUCGAGCGCUUUAAUCCUUUCUACGUCCAUGGAAGUCGAGCGCGCCGUGGCGGAGGUUGCCCGACGCGGGCAUCAACGGAAUUUAUCAUUUGUGGAUUUGCCACCGGAAGCAUCGCCCGGGUUUGUCGGCGCGUGCGGCCAGCACGGUCUGUCCAUGAUCCCGCUUGUCACGCCCACAACGACCGUCGAGCGCACUGCAAAGCUCGUGGCCAACGCCGACUCGUUCGUCUAUGUUGUGUCCAUCACGGGCGUCACUGGCGCGCGCGAUAACGUCAGUGCCGACCUCCCCGCGCUUGUGGCGGGCAUUCGCAAGCUCACGAGCGUUCCGCUGGCGGUUGGCUUUGGCAUUAGCAAUCGAGAGCAGUUUGAGAAGGUCUCUCACGUUGCCGAUGGCGUGGUCAUUGGCUCGGCCAUCAUCAAGCUGCUCCUCGCAACGCCUACAGCCGGCGAAACGCACGCUUCGCGUGUCGAACAGUAUGCACAGUCUGUGACCCUGCGCACUGACGCUCAACGCCACCCGGUGGCGCUCGCCUAUCGCCGAACGACCGAAGCCAGCGCGCAACAGCAACAACAACAACAACAUCAGCAACAUACUCAGCAUCUCGCCCCAUCCACACCCGACUUUUUCGGCGCAUUCGGCGGUCGCUAUGUGCCCGAGACGCUGGUCCACGCGCUGGACGAGCUCGAGCGCGAGUACAACAAGGUCAAGGACGAUCCGUCCUUCCUCGCCGAGAUUGCCUCCUUUUGCGACUACGUGGGCCGCCCCAGCUCCUUGCACGCGACCGACCGCUUGGUGGACUCCACCAAGGCUGCCAAGAUCUGGCUCAAGCGCGAAGACCUCAACCACACUGGCUCGCACAAGAUCAACAACGCGAUCGGCCAGGCUCUGCUUGCGAAACGGCUUGGCAAGACACGAAUCAUUGCCGAGACGGGCGCAGGACAACACGGUGUUGCCAGUGCCACCGUGUGCGCCAAGCUCGGUCUCGAGCUGGUUGUGUACAUGGGCGCCGAUGAUGUCAAGCGCCAGUCCUUGAAUGUGUUCCGCAUGGAAAUGCUUGGUGCCAAGGUCGUUGCCGUCACAGCCGGAUCGCGCACGCUGAAGGACGCAAUCAACGAGGCAAUGCGAGACUGGGUGACCAACAUUCGCAACACGCAUUACCUGGUUGGCUCGGCGAUCGGCCCUCAUCCCUUCCCAACAAUUGUGCGCGAUUUCCAGUCCGUCAUUGGUCGCGAGAUUAAGGAGCAGAUGCUCAAGUACACUGGCCGCUUGCCCGACGCCUGUGUGGCCUGCGUUGGCGGAGGCAGCAAUGCCAUUGGUACAUUCUACCCCUUCAUCAACGACCCGUCUGUUCGACUUGUUGGUUGCGAAGCUGGCGGUGAAGGUGUCGACACCCCUCACCACUCUGCCACUUUGGUCGCCGGAACGCCCGGCGUUCUGCACGGAACUCGCACGUAUCUGCUCCAGGACGCUGCCGGUCAAAUCCAAGAGACGCACUCGAUCAGCGCGGGUUUGGACUAUCCCGGUGUCGGUCCUGAGCACGCUUGGUUGAAGGACACUGGUCGCGCCGAGUACGUGGCCGUCACCGACCGAGAGGCGCUGCUGGGCUUCAAGAAGUUGACCCAGCUCGAAGGCAUCAUCCCAGCGCUGGAAUCGUCGCACGCCAUCUUCCGUGCCAUCAAGCUUGCUGAAGAGAUGGGUCCUGGCAAGAACAUUGUCGUGUGCUUGAGCGGUCGUGGUGACAAGGACAUUGACACUGUCCGAUCCUCGCUCGCCAAGUUUGGGUGCUCGCUUCGCAUGCGCUCUGCGGACGAUUUGGCCUAGAUCUCGAAGCGUUUGGUUUUGGUUGUUGUUGUUGUUUUGUGGCUCGAGCGAUUCGCUUUUUUUGUUUGGUGGUGUUGAUGCUUCCCGCUUUUUCAGUACAUGCAUUCAUGCAUUUUCUUCGUUUCUCA